AUGGAAGAUUUAGUUUCUCCUACUCAUUCUAUUUAAAUAGAUUGCAAAUUUGUUACUAGAUUAGAGAAGCUCAAAAAGCUAUAUGAUACCAGUGUUCAAAGAAAAGAUUAAUAACAUAUCAUAUUGCAAUAAUCUAACAUUACAAUAAAUGAUUGGGCUGAAAUUUAGAUAUCCUACAAAGAAUUAGAGAAGGCACACAAUGAAUUCAAUAUUACUAAUAUUGGAAAAUAGAAAAAAAUGGAUUAAUUGGAAUUUGAUUUGCUGAGAAUUAUUGUUGGAUUAUAUUGUAAUGUUCAUAAGCUACAGCCUCUUUAAAUGGUAUUUAUAAAUUUAAUAUAUAGAAUGUCUAUGAUUGGGAUUAAAUAGGAUAGAUAUUAUUCAAUAGACAUUGGAAGGUAUGCAGAAGUAAAUGGAUAGAGAGUUAAGCAACUUCAAUAGUAGAUCAUCCUUGGACUAGAGAAGAGGAUUAAGUUUUGAGUUAAUUAUACGAUAAAUAUACGGAAUAAAAUAAAUGCAAUAAAUGGAGUUUGAUAGCUAUGGAGAUGAGUAAGUUAUGUAACUCAUCCCAUGUUAGAUUGGGUAAAUAAUGUAGAGAGAGAUGGAUAAAUAAAUUGAAUCCAUAAGUAGAGAGGUAUAAAUAGUAUUUAAUAUUUUUUUAGAGGUCCAUGGUACAAAGAGGAUGAAAUAAAAUUGUUGGUAGCUGUUCUAAAAUAUGGAAAGAAAUGGUCAUAAAUUUCAAGAAGAGAUUUUGAGAAUCUAAGAACAGAAAAUUGUUUAAAAAAUAGAUUUCAUACAAUAAUUAAAAGAGAAUCAACGAGAUUUGAAAUAAACUAAACGCAAUCUAAGAAAUAAAUUUUAUAAAAAUUAAAGCAAGAAGAUGAACCAUAAUUGAUAGAACAAAUAAUUUAAGAGUUAAGAGAAGAAUCCUUACUUUAAUAGCAGUCUGAUUAAAGUGAUAAGCUUAAAAAAAAGUAUACACUCACUUAGGCAGAUUAAGUUCUCGAUUUUGUAAACAAUACUUUUCAGAUUGCCAUAAUUAAGAAGAAUAAACUCAAUAUAAUAUAAUGA
Molecule: messenger RNA, 1068 nt
Organism: Paramecium pentaurelia
Lineage: Eukaryota; Ciliophora; Oligohymenophorea; Peniculida; Parameciidae
Source: the annotation of a GenBank genome assembly